Closterium sp. Naga37s-1 is the source of this 444-nucleotide messenger RNA. The record is from the annotation of a GenBank genome assembly. NCBI's taxonomy places the organism in Eukaryota, Viridiplantae, Streptophyta, Zygnematophyceae, Desmidiales, Closteriaceae.
AUGUACAUCACUCUCUACUUUAUAGUCACCCGCCUCCCUAACUCUCUUCGCGCUGGGUGUUCCCCCUCCCCCUUGCCCCCUCCUACGCCCCCUGCUGCUGCUGUUGACGUCCUUGGUGCUGAGGAUGUCGGAGCUGUUUCCACUAGUGGGAAGCGCCCGCAGCAGCAAGGGCAAGGGGUGGCAGGGUGGUGGUGGGGUGCAGCGGGGGUGGUGGUGGGGGCAGCAGUGGUGGUGGUGGAGGCGGUGGAGGUGUUGGCAGCGGUGGGAGUGGUGGCGGGAGUGGGGGCUCUGGUGGCGGUGGUGGAGGCAGCGGUGCGGGGUGGCGGUAGUGGCAGCGGUGGGGGCGGUGGAGGUAGGACUGGAGCUCAGCGUGGAGGUUCUGGAGGAGGCCAGAGGCAGCGGCAGCAGCGUCGGAGCGAGACCCCGUCGCCCCAGCAGCUGUGA